This is a messenger RNA of Folsomia candida, 3087 nucleotides long. RefSeq lists its product as uncharacterized. The record is from RefSeq and is a predicted model, not a curated record. The transcript is spliced from 4 exons. Lineage: Eukaryota; Metazoa; Arthropoda; Collembola; Entomobryomorpha; Isotomidae. The coding region runs from base 298 to 2754 and encodes 818 amino acids.
ACAUGUACUUCAUGCCUCAAAUGCAUAACUCGCUUGAAGUCUUUUCUAAUGAAUCUUUCCGUAUUUAAGAUUUCUCAAUGAUUAGCUAUAAAUCGAGGUUCCGGUGAAUAACUCAUUCCAACAAGCUGGGAGUUUAUCAUUCAUUGUGGUUCAGUCGUUUAGUACAUGAUGACUAGGAAAUUAGGUUCAGUUAUUCCCAAGUACUUGAGUUUUGAUCAAGUAAGCGGUCAGGAAGGUAAAAAGUAUUCGCAACGCCCUUUGUUUACGAUCCUUCAAAAUAAAAUGGAAUAACUGAAAAUGGGCAGCUGUCGUGGUCAUCAUAUUGCUCCACGAUGCAAAAGACUCUUGCUUCUUGCAGCAAUAUUUGUGUUCAUCUUAGACGUGAUUUCAGUUUGCAAUUGUGAUACAGUUAUUGGAACAUCCACAGAGAAUGAUGUCAAAUGCGCUCAGUGUCCUCAAAUUGUGUUCCCCUUGUCCUCAUCAGCGGAAGAUAAGGUUAGCAGUAAGUCCGCUCGGAUAUUUCCUGGCCAAGAAGAACUAUUGCUGAGGAAUAUUGAACCCAUCUACAUUAUCGAAGACGUUGUUGAGGACAAUGAGGACGUCAAUUUGGGACAUGACCAACACCACAACUAUUCAUUCCCACAAAAGAGGUUCGGACUAGUAGACUGGACUCUGGGGAUUAGAGUAAGCACAAAUCACAAACCGGUUUUAGCGUCUGCAAACCCGUGGCCCGGUUGGGGUUGGGACCACUCUUCUGGCAAGAACUCUGAAGAUGAGGAAGAUGAGGAGGAGGAAGAAGAAGAAGAUGAUGAAGAGAUUAUCAGCUCUAUGAAAAAUUCCACGCUUCCCGUAACCAACUCCACCGUGACCAAAAGCAAACAAAACACCAAAAGUGAUGAAGACGACGACGUAUCCGACGAGAAGGAUUAUGCAACUUCGAGUGAAAGCAGAUUCCAAAGUCGAGAGUUGGAUCUUACCAACGAUGAGGAGGUGGAAAAACAUGGUGAUGUUAACGACGAUAAGAUUGAAGAUAUGGAAGAACAUGAUGAUGACAAUAGUGAAGAAAUAGCUGACGCCAACAGUGAAAAUGAACCCUCUCUUGGCAGUGAUGAAAGUGAAGAAGACGACCAAGAUGCUUCGAACGGGAAAGAUAAUUACGAUGACACUCUAACAGAGGAGAAUAAUAGCGAUACAGAAAUUGAGCUCGGAACAGAACAUGCAAAUGGGAAUGACCCAAGCUUAGGAAAUCAUGAACGACUUCUUCUAUUAAAAAAGAAGAAACUCUUGGCUGGAGCUAUAAUUGGAACAAAAAUUAAAAAAGUUCUACUUGCCAAAAAGAUGAAAAAAAAACUUUUGCUCAAGAAAAAGAUUAAGAAAGCUUUAAAAAAGAAGGCCUUAAAAAAGAAAAAGAAAUUGAUCAAAAUGAAAUUGAUAAAGGCUGCCAAACUGAAGAAAAAGGUAAAAUUGAAAAAAAUUAAGAAACAUUUGAUAAAAAAGAAGAUUAUUAAGGCAAAACUGAAAAACAAAGCAAUUAAGAAGGCGAUUAUCAAAAAGAAAAUUAUCAAAGCGAAAUUAAAGAAGAAGGCAAUCAAGAAGGCGAUUCUCAAGAAAAAAAUUGUAAAAGCCAAGCUAAAAAAGAAAGCAAUUAAGAAAGCCAUCAUUAAGAAGAAAAUUGUCAAAGCAAAACUAAAGAAGAAAGCAAUUAAAAAAGUGCUAAUAAAGAAAGCGAUAAAAAAGAAAGCUCUGAAGAAAGUAAUCAAAAAGAAGGCAAUUAAAAAAAUUCUCAAGAAGAAGGCGAUUAAGAAAGCUAUUAAAAAGAAAGCCAUUAAAAAAAUUCUUACAAAGAAGGCGAUAAAGAAAGCCUUAAAGAAGAAAGCAAUCAAAAAAGCUCUACUCAAAAAGAAAAUUAAAAAGCAUCUUAUCAAGAAAAAGGUGGUAAAAUUAGCAAAACUUAAAAAGAAGAAGAUUAAGAAAAAACUAUUAAAAAAGAAAAUUAUCAAGAAUAAAUUCCUCAAGAAGAAAAAGAUUAAAAAAGUAUUGCUCAAGAACAAACUUAAAAAGAAGCUAAAAAAGAAGCUUAAAAAGAAACUGAAAAAGAAGGUCAUCAAAAAUCUGAUAAAAAUACAGAAAAUAAAUAAGCUGAACAAGUUGAAGAACAAGAAAAAGACGAUAAAGGGUGCGCUCAUCGGAGUUGGUGGUGGUGUACGGCUUCCAACGUCCAGUAAGCGGCCACCCCUCCUCUCCACAAAGAAAAGAAGGCCAUCUUCUCCAAAAACACAAAAGAAAGUUAAGGACAAGAAAAAGAACAAGAGUGACGAGGACUCCGAGUCAGAAUCAGAGUCGGACGAAUCGGAAGAGGAAUACUGGGACGAGGAACAAGUGAAGAACAGCACGGAUGUUGAUAAAGAUGAGGAUCUAGAAGAACAUGAUAUCAACCCUCCUACAGAUCAACACAUCAAUACCGACAACACGGACAGUACUGGAUUGUCAGACCCUUUUCUGGAUGUUGAACUUCAACCACUCGCUGAGGAUUCAACAAUUAAUGAUCAGUUGCCAGAUAUUGAAGUUGGCCUUUCGCAAAGCAUGGUGGACUCUCCAGCUGCAGCUGCAACCAAGCAGCAAGGGGUGCAACGCUUCCCUCCACGCCCUGUGGACCUUGGUGUGAAGGCAAACUUAAUCAACAGAUUUAACAAGAUUACUAAAAACGUAGUGCAAAUCGCCACCGCGUUCGAUGGCAAUGGAAGGACUGGUUAAUUUAGGUGAACAAUUUAAUGUUCUUAAAUAAAAUCAUAAACGGGAAUAAUACAUAAUCAGCAAACUAUGUAAGCAUUAUUGUGAUAAAUUAAUUUUAUUUAUCAAUUUUAUUUUAAUAAUGAAGACUUCAUUAUUUAAUCUUAGAAAACGAGAGAAUUAAAAAUUAUGAUUAUGGUUAAUGGGUAAAUUUAUUCAAUUUUAUUCAGUUUGGUACAAGAUAAUAAGAAAGAUUUAUGUUUCUUUACAGCUUACCAAUAAAAUAAACGACAUCUCACUAAUAAUUUACCAAUACGAUGAACAUACCAAUGUAAUAAUAAAGAUCAUGAGAAUACU